This is a messenger RNA of Colletotrichum graminicola M1.001, 1551 nucleotides long. RefSeq lists its product as uncharacterized. The record is from RefSeq and is a predicted model, not a curated record. Gene Ontology annotation, molecular function: FAD binding; monooxygenase activity. The coding region runs from base 1 to 1551 and encodes 516 amino acids. The transcript has a single exon. NCBI's taxonomy places the organism in Eukaryota, Fungi, Ascomycota, Sordariomycetes, Glomerellales, Glomerellaceae.
AUGACGCUUCCGGCACCGAAAGUGGUGGGUAUCUGCGGCGCCGCUAUCGCCGGCCCGACCCUUGCACUACACCUCCUGUCCCACCCCGUUCUUCGUACCCUCUUUCGUCCGGUUCUCUUCGACCAGUCUCCGGCACCAGCCCCGAUCACCGGCGAUGAAGGCUCAUCUCGAUCCUCGCCAUCAACCAACCACCAGCGCGCCGGCGCCUCGGUAGCCCUCCUCCCAAACGGCUUACAUCCCCUCCUGGCCCUCGGCCUCGGCGACGCCAUCCAUAAAUACGGCUACGAAUGCGGCGACCUGAGCCUCUGGUCCGCGCCCUCGUGUUUGGACCGUGACGCGGACGCCCCGCUCACCCACCUCAAGACGAUGGUCAACGGGUUCUGGUCUCACGACAUGCAGCUGGGCGCCAUGUACUUUGAGCGUGCGGGCUUGCAGUCCCUCUUUGUGGAUCGCGUGCGUGAGCUAAGAGGCGGAGUGAGGUGGUCCAAGAGGGCCGUCCGUUUCGAGCAUCUCGCCUCUUCCAGCAACAACACGGAAGAGAAAGACGGCCAUGGAGACGGUCAAACCCGUAUAGGCUUCGCCGAUGGCACCCACCUUGAUGUCGACCUUCUCGUUGGCGCAGACGGCGGGUACUCCGACGUCCGCCGCCACAUCCUUAACCUCCGUAACCCGGAUACUUCGGAGCGGCGCUGGCUGCCGGAUCAUAUGGGCAUGACAGGCAUCUAUGGCAUAUCCUCUGCCGACAAGAUGUCUGCUUCGCACGCACCUGAGCGUCCGUUUUCCGAAUCGCAUUCCGUGUGGUUGCCGCAGGGUUUUCUUGCCACGGGACCAUGUCCCGGAAGGAUGGUUCGCUGGGACCUGAUCCUCCCGGAACACACGCCGCCAGAACCCCGGCCCGACCCUGCAGAAGAUUCCUGCGCAGCUUCGAAAGACAUGGAUGAUCCCACCCCAGAUGUAAAAGGGGCCGAGGAACAAUGUCACGCCGCCAUCGCAUCCGGCCAAUACCCCAGGUCCGUCACCGUCGCCAUCCUCCGCGCCCACAUGCUCCUCCGCCACCCGUUCGCCGGCAACUUCAAGACGAUGCUGGACUCGGCGGACCGCAUCGUCCACACGCCCCUGCGCCAGCGAGUCUGGAAAGAAGACGAGAUCCGGUGGAGCGCCCCCGGCGGGUGCAGCGGCGGCGACGUCGUUCUCCUCGGCGACGCCGCGCGGCUGAUGCUCCCCACCAGCGGUCAGGGAACGGGCUUCGCGAUCGAGGACGCCACCGUUAUCGCAAGCAUGCUGCUAAAGCACUGCGGAGCCGGAACAACGGCCCCAUACGCGGGGGGCGAGCUCCAGGCAGCCGUCGAGGAGUAUGCCAGGCUCCGAGUACCCAGGUCGGAGAAGAUGGCCACCGCGGCGUCGUGGGUCGGAUCUGUCGGCCUGGGGUCGACGUGGUUCUAUCGGCUUUUGCGAAAAUAUGCCGCCAAGAUGUCGCCUGGGGCUGACUUGAAGUAUGUCUUGAUGAUGCCCUCCGGUGUCUUGCCCAUUUAUGCUUGGACCCUUGCGUGA